AUGGGUUUGAAAAACUUUCUUUUUGAAAACGAAUCAGUACAUGGCAUCAAUUCUCCCACCGAUCAUCUUUACAUCAAGAUCUUGCGCUUUAAUCUGCGCAUCAUCGGCUCCUGGCCACAGAAAGAACUAGGAGAGAAGGAGCCCGUGGCCUUGAACACGUUUCUGUACUUUUACUUAUUGGCUACUAUUGGCUGUCAACUUGGUUCGACUGUUUACCUCAGAGCAUAUAACAGUGAACUCACUUUUUUAGAAGCUGGCCACACUUAUUUGAUGAUUUUGAUGACUUUCAUUGACAUUUCCAGGAUCGUGAUGCUCACAUUUUCCAAGGAAUAUCGGAAAGUGAGCAAAGAAUUUCUUACUAAAAUUCAUCUGUUCUACUUCAAAGAUAGUUCUGAAUAUGCUAUGAAGACUUAUAAACGGGUCCACCUGAUGUCUCAUCUGUUUACGCUGUGUCUACUAUCGCAAAUGAUAUUUGGUUUAUCUUGUUUUAAUCUCAUUCCAAUGUACAACAACUACGUGGCUGGAAGAUACAAAAGUGGAGGAACACAAAACUCUACUUUUGAACAUUCUCUGUAUUUCAAGUAUCCAUUUGAUACCCUCACUGAUAUGAGGGGAUACGUUUUGUCAAAUAUCAUUAAUUGGAUACUAUCCUAUCUUUGUGCAACCUGGUUCUGCAUGUUUGAUCUCUUUCUAUCCUUAAUGGUUUUCAAUAUUUGGGGUCAUUUUAAAAUGCUUAUUCACACUCUUAACAAUUUUCCCAAACCACGUUCGGAUACCAGUUGUUUAAUAGAAGGAGGCUUGACAGUAACAAGUGCAAAAUAUUCCGAAGAAGAAUGCAUAGAAGUUUUUAAAAAAUUAAAGCAAUGUGUUGAUUCUCACCGAAUGAUUGUUAAGUAAGACAGUAU
Messenger RNA from Spodoptera littoralis (African cotton leafworm), 905 nucleotides. NCBI's taxonomy places the organism in Eukaryota, Metazoa, Arthropoda, Insecta, Lepidoptera, Noctuidae. The record is from the annotation of a GenBank genome assembly.